Messenger RNA from Plasmodium malariae, 1704 nucleotides. RefSeq names its product coronin, putative. The transcript is spliced from 3 exons. Gene Ontology annotation, molecular function: actin filament binding. Gene Ontology annotation, biological process: actin filament organization. The record is from RefSeq and is a predicted model, not a curated record. Bases 1 to 1704 code for a protein of 567 amino acids. Lineage: Eukaryota; Apicomplexa; Aconoidasida; Haemosporida; Plasmodiidae.
AUGAAUAGCAUUCCAUAUAUCAAAAAUUUAUAUACGGACCCUUCGAAUAAGCUGUUCAACGAUUUGAGAAUAUGCACAAAGGCUAUGGAAUCAUGCGGUAUGACAUGCAGCUCCCUAUAUGUAGCGACGCCUUGGCAAGUAGAAGGAGGAGGUGUCAUUGGUGUUAUGAGAUUGGAAGACCAAAUAAGAAACCCGCCAGUAGUAAAGUUAAAAGGGCAUACAUCGAAUAUACUAGAUUUAGCAUUUAAUCCUUGUUAUAGCGAAGUUAUUGCAUCGAGUUCAGAAGAUAUGACAAUUCGAAUUUGGGAGGUAGCACAAAAUGAUGAUAAAACAAGAGAGAUAAAAGAUCCCCUUUGUAUUUUAAAAGGACAUAAAAAAAAGGUAAAUAUUAUUGAUUGGAAUCCUAUAAAUUAUUAUAUAUUAUCUUCAACUUCUUUUGAUUGUGUAAUAAAUAUAUGGGAUAUAGAAAAUGAGAAAAAAGCUUUUCAAAUUAAUAUGCCAAAAAAGCUAACAUCUUUAAAAUGGAAUAUUCGAGGCACUUUACUUGUUGGUACAUGUCUGAAUAAAUAUCUGCAUAUAAUAGAUCCCAGAAAAAAAGAAAUAUGUUCAAGUUUUUAUGUACAUAAUGGCGGGAAAAGCGCGAGGAGUAUAUGGAUUGAUGGUAUUAGAGGAAAUGAUGAUUAUGUAUUAAGUACAGGUUUUUCAAAAAAUAAUAUGAGAGAAAUAAAAUUAUGGGAUCUUAAAAAUACAUCUUCUCCUCUUGUUAACAUGUCAAUAGACAAUGCUUCUGCUCCUUUACUUCCUCAUUAUGAUGAAAGUAUAGGAAUCUUUUAUUUAAUUGGUAAGGGGGAUGGAAAUUGUAGGUACUAUCAACAAUCUGAAGGCAUUAUUAGAAAACUGGGUGAAUACAAAUCUUGUUUACCUUUUAAGUCUUUUGGAUUUUUACCAAAGCAAGUUUGUGAUAUAUAUAAAUGUGAAAUUGGAAGAGUAUAUAAAAAUGAAAACAAUACUAGUAUUAGACCUAUAUCUUUUUUUGUCCCUAGGAAAAACUCUACUAUAUUUCAAGAGGAUUUAUAUCCUCCUAUAAUUAUGCAUAACCCAAAAAAUAGCUCUAAGCAUUGGAUUGAUGGAAUUGAUUUAAAUAUUAAUAGAAUAUCUAUAAAAGAUUUAACAGAAAGUGACCUAAGAAUUACUAAAAAAUUUAAAAGGGUCCCUUACUCUUGUAACAGCAUUAUUAUAGAAGAUAAUUUCCCCUCUAAGAGAGGCUCUAUCAUUAGGAAGUUUACCAGAAAAUUUACCUUCUUUAAAAAAAGUAGUAGGAAAAUAAACGAAUGUAACAACAAUGAGGAUGAUAAUAGUAUUAAUAAUUAUAAUUAUACUAGUAGCAAUAAAAACAAAAAUUCGUUCGACAGCUCGAAAGAUUCACUGAAUUUCAAACUUAAAAGUUUUAAAGUGAAAGGGAUACUAAAUGAUGACGGUGAAAAACAGUUUUACAAUGAUGAUGGGGAUAACGAAAGAGAGAAAAGCAAUGUGAUGGAAGAUGAACAAAUUAGUGAAUACACUCAGACGGGGAAAAACAACUUAGAUGAGAAAGGUGAAGAUUCCAUUUAUAGUGGAAAGGUGGAAAAAAAUAGAAAUACUAUAAGCAAAUGCUGCGAUGCCAUUAGGAACAUUAAGCUUUGUCUAAAGAGGGAGAAAAUAUAG